GAGGAGGGGCAGUUGGCCAACAUGGAUGACGACAAGCUGGUUUCGGACGAGGUGCACAUGCGGCAGUUGAGUGCGACGCCCUCGUCGGCAUUUUCGCUGCAGCAGCGUCGACAGAGCAACAGUGUGACCCAUUCCGCUCCACCCGAGCUCACGCAGCGCGUGGGGGCGGGUGACACAAAAGAGGAGGCGCCAUCGGUGGGUGGUAGUGUAGCAGCGGGUGCUGGCAUUCCUCUGGAAGAGGAGAGGGACUCCGAUGACAGGGUGAUACUUCGACGGGCUGUGGAUAAGGGGGCCAUUGCCUUGGCUCAAAUCGACGACCUAAAACUGGAGGGGGAUGAUGAUGACGAUGAGGCGGAGAAUGAGGAUGAGGUGGAUGGUCUGGGUCUAAGUAAUCCCGCAGCGCAAACCACAGAUGAUGAGCAGAUUACGGUCAAAGGAACAGGAGCCGGAAUAGGAACAGCAGUGGCCACAUCCUCAACAGCAACAGCUGGGGCAUCCUUCGAGCAGGAUGCAACCACUACCACCAAUGCCACAACGAUAGCCACUCCGGACAUGUCGAAAAUUCCCCGACUUCCCGGAGACGGUGCCCAAAUGGAGGACACUGGCGACCUGCCGCCAUCGCUGCGUGCCUCCACCACAUCAAUUUUGUCCAAUUUGCGCAAGAAACAGCAGGGCGGCGCACUGCGCGGGGGUGUGGCCAAGCAGACGCCUCUGCGGGUGCAGUCCGUUCGGAUUGUGGAGGCCAAGCGCGCCUAUGGGCCCAAACGACGGACGGAGAGCUGCAGCAUCUUUGGCAACAGCAAUUUCGAACACGAUUUGGAAUCGGGAAACUCCUUGGCCAGCAUUGCAGGCCAACCACAGCGACCGCUUAACAAUGAGAUGUACUCUGCCUUCAAGAGUGGCAAUGUGGUCAAGGGAAUCCUUUGUCCUUCUUUGACCAACUCUUUUAAACAGAGUUCCCUGGAACGAUCCUAUCUGACAUACACACAUCGCCAGCGGCAGAAGUCUCUGAUCAUCGUGAAUGUGGUGGAUUUUGUGCUGAAGAUUGUUUUGGCUUUCGUCUGGAUAAUGCGACGAAGUGAACUUGGGCCAUUUGAAAGUGAUGGGGGAACGAGCAUGGCUACGGCCAUCACUUGGUCGGUUUGCUGUGGAAUUGCCAACAUGGCCAUAUGCUUUUUGGGCUACUGGCGUUGCUUUGCCAACAACUAUUUGCACUGGGCCGCGGUCUGCACAUGGGUGCUCUUCAAUAUCCAGGGAUUCGUUGGCCAGGGCGUUGGAUUCGCGGAUCGCGAGUACCUGGUAUGGUAUAUUCUGUUCGUCAUCUUUGUGCCGUAUGCGAUGUUGCCAUUGCCCCUAAAAUGGUGCGUUGUGGGCGGUACCAUCACGGCCAGCUGUCACCUGGCCGUAAUUACCAUCAUCAAACUGCAGCACGGCGAGGCCACCAUCAAUGCGGAGUGUGUUCUUUUCCAAAUCUUCGCUAACUUCAUUCUAUAUACGGCCAUCAACGUGGCUGGUAUGUACACAAAGUAUCUCACGGAUCGUGGACAACGGCUGGCAUUCAUCGAAACCCAUAAGGCUAUGGAGCAUAAGAAGGAGUCGGAGAAGGAGCUGCAGCGGACACAGAAACUUUUGGAUUCAAUUCUGCCCAACAUCGUGAACAAUCAAAUUCGCAGCGAAAUGUACAAGGGCACGGAUCCCACGGUGGAAACGCAGUUCAACAAAUUGUACGUUUAUCCCAUGGACAAUGUGAGCAUUUUAUUCGCCGACAUUAAGGGUUUCACCGAGUUGGCCAGCAAAACUUCGGCCCAGCAGCUGGUGAAAAUCUUAAACGACCUGUUCGCCCGAUUUGAUCGCAUUGCAGAGGACAACCACUGUCUGCGUGUGAAACUGCUGGGCGAUUGUUACUAUUGUGUGUCGCAGUUCGAGAGCGACAACUGGAAGACGCGACCGGAUCACGCGGUGUGCAGUGUGGAAACUGGCCUGCACAUGAUAAAGGCCAUUAAGGAUGUGCGCCUGCACACGCACGUGGACCUCAAUAUGCGAAUCGGCAUACACAGCGGCUCGGUGAUGUGCGGCGUUUUGGGCAACAAGAAAUGGCAUUUUGAUGUUUGGUCUAAUGAUGUUAUCAUUGCAAAUCACAUGGAAUCUGGCGGUAUUCCCGGAAGAGUCCACAUUUCGGAAGCAACGUUGAAGUGCCUGAACGAUGCCUACGAGGUGGAACCGGGAAAUGGCGGCAGUCGAGACAAUCACCUCAAAAUGCUGAACGUUAAGACUUUCCUCAUCAAGCGCACCGAGCCAUUGAGACCCAAAAGGCGUUUUGGCACGCGCAGCAGCGCCCAUUUGGCAGGAAGUGUGGCCACCGCCCCCUCCGCCACACCCACCGCACUGCCCAAAUCAAUCUCGGCCAGCGGCAGCGGAAGCAUCGGUGGGGUAACCACAACGGGUGGCGAUGGCGCCAGCAUCGAUGGACGAAGUUUGGAGUACGCGGCCACCAUUGCCGUCCCUGCCCAGCAGCCCGCGCAACUUCUUCAGCAACAGCAGAAGAAGAAUAUAUCUUUGAACUCGCUGCCUAAUGUGGUAGAGGGUGUGGCUAUGGACAAUCGAAGGAUGAGGAAUGGAUGUGGUGGGAUGGCAGGAGCAGCUGGUGCUGGAGGAGCCGGAACAGGCCCAUCUGGAAUGUCAACGGUUUCCUCGCCGACGGCCAUGAUGUCGGCACCGCUGGAGGUUCAGCUGAGGCCCAGGAACGGAGCCACCAGCAUUCAGAAUCUAACGGAAGCUAUGGACGGCAAAGGCUUGAUUAUCGAGGAUGAAUCUACCACAGACUGGAUACCGGAAAUUCCAUUCAAGAACCUUAACAGUCCCGAAGAAGGACUCAAUCGUGCAGAUUCCAUACUAGUUGAUACCAAAGAGGAUCAUAGAGUAUCCGUAGCAGUUCUGGAUGAGGAGAUCGACGAAUUCAUCGAGCAGAACAUUCAAAUCAAUUCGAAUAAGGAAAUCCGACGCGAGUACCUAAAUCCCUGGACCCUGAAGUUCAAAGACAAGAGCCAGGAGCAGAAGUUCUGCCAGUUGCGAGAGGAUAUGUUCCGAUCCAAUAUGCUGUGUGUGUUUGUCAUCUGGAUAUUUAUGGUUCUGUGCCAGGUCAUCAUCAUUCCACGAUGCACGCGUCUCAUUAUUUGUCUCUCGGCGGGCACAGUAAUUCUUACUUUCUGUUGCGUUCUGGUAAUGGCUGAGGAGUUCCCAGGACUCCCCCGUUUCCUGAAGACGAACUCUGCUAAAUUGGUACAUCAACGUCAGCGUCGCACUCUGUUUAUUUGCGGUGUCAUUGUGUCCAUGUGCAUGCUGAGUGCCAUUGGACUGGUCCUGUGCCCAUCGUCCACCUACAUUGGCACCGUUGACGAGCACUCUCGCAACCUGCGCUUGACUUCGGCUUAUAGUAACACCUCCAUGGCGGAAAAGGAAUACAAGCUGAGUGUGUAUCUGCAGGCCACCAUCCAUCAUAAUAUCACAAUUAGCACUCCGGCUAGUGGAAGCGGAGGUGCUUCCUCCUUGGUGGACAUUACGAGUGGGCCAUCCGAUGAGUUGCUAAGAAGCACUCUGGCCAAUGCCCUCAGUUUGAACUUGACACCACCAUUUGAGCAAUCCCAUCGACCAUAUACACUAACCAACAACGGGCAUAGUGUAUCCUUGAGUAAUCUUAGCUAUGUAGAUCCCUCGGGAAUGCGAAGUUCAGUGGAACUCGAGGUGGAAUGUGCUCAUCCGGAGUACUUGGUGUUUACCUGGGUGCUCUGCCUUGUCUCCUUGGCCACUGCCCUGAAGCUUUAUUACCUGGUUAAAGCUUUAAUGGCCUUGGGCAUGGUUGGAUUCUAUACAACGCUGAUCAUGUUUAAGUUCGGCUCCGGGGACAGCUUCAGUUUGGUGGAGCUCUCUAGGCUGGGCAUGCCUCUUGGUGUCCAAAUGUUGAUACUGCUAAUCUCGUUCCUGGUAAUGGUCUGCUAUCAUGCUAGAUUGGUGGAGGUAACCUCCCGUUUGGACUUCAUAUGGAAAGAACAAGCCGAGCGUGAACUGACCAACAUGAAAUCCAAUCGUGCGCUUAAUGACACAUUAAUUAAGAAUAUCUUGCCAGACCAUGUGGCUACCUAUUACCUAUCCGACGAGCAUACGGACGAGCUCUAUUCCAAGAUGCAUAAUCAGUGCGGCGUUAUGUUUGCCUCCAUUCCGAAUUUCCAGGAUUUCUAUUCGGAGGAUAUCGACAAUGGCAAGGCCUGUAUUCGCAUCCUAAACGAGAUUAUCUGUGACUUUGAUGAAUUGCUGGAGGAGCCGCGUUUCGCGUCGGUGGAGAAAAUCAAAACCGUGGGUGCCACCUACAUGGCAGCGGCGGGACUGAAUCACGAGCAUUUAAGACUUCGCGGCGAGACCUCUGAGGAUAGUGUCUGUGACCUGGUGGAGUUUGCCUUUGCAAUGAAGCAAAAGCUGGAAGAGAUCAACGGAGAUGCUUUCAACAAUUUCCAGUUGCGGGUUGGCAUCUGCAGUGGUCCUUUGGUUAGUGGAGUUAUUGGAGCUAGGAAACCCGUCUAUGAUAUAUGGGGCAAUACGGUUAAUGUGGCAUCGCGUAUGGACUCCACGGGCGAGAACUGGCGGGUUCAAGUUCCAGAGAAUACGGCGGAGCUGCUCUGUUCUCGUGGUUAUACGUGUGUGAAACGUGGAGAGAUCGCUGUCAAGGGCAAGGGCAUGAUGACCACUUUCUAUGUACAUCCCAAGGGCAUUUCGGAGAGCCAAUUGAUUUCGCCGGUUCGCAUGCCAGCCGGAAUUCCAUUGGCCCAGACCCCGAACCUCCAGCGGCAGACCUCACAUCAUGGAUCCUUCAGUGCCGUGGUCUUUGGAAUGCUGCAGGCCAGCAAACGCAGCACUGCUAUUGCCGGAACACCUACGGGCACUCCUUCGCCGCAAAUCCGUCGUGGACAUCGGGGAAGCACCUUCAGCUCUGUUCGGUUAUCCCAGAAGUCCACCACAGUUAAUCCAGUGCGACGGAAUACAACCCGGGUGCGGGGACGUUCCUAUCGACAGAAAAAGAGUUCCUCCAACAAUUCGAUCGUCACCCAGGCCAGCUCCAGCUAUAUGCCAUCGUUUCGACGUAUUGAUCAGAUCGAAACGACGAUAUCGAAGAGCCACAACGAUGCGUUAUAGCCGACUACGCGUACUAACUGGGUCUAAAGUCGAUCUCAAAUGGAUAAAGUGUCUGAUGAAUUUAUUUUUGGAACGAUUUUUUUCAACACGA
This is a messenger RNA of Drosophila eugracilis, 5275 nucleotides long. It is a transcript of the gene Adcy8, whose product is annotated as adenylyl cyclase 78C. Gene Ontology annotation, cellular component: plasma membrane. Gene Ontology annotation, biological process: cAMP biosynthetic process; intracellular signal transduction; adenylate cyclase-activating G protein-coupled receptor signaling pathway. The coding region runs from base 22 to 5184 and encodes 1720 amino acids. The record is from RefSeq and is a predicted model, not a curated record. The transcript is spliced from 22 exons. NCBI's taxonomy places the organism in Eukaryota, Metazoa, Arthropoda, Insecta, Diptera, Drosophilidae. Gene Ontology annotation, molecular function: adenylate cyclase activity.